Molecule: messenger RNA, 1488 nt
Organism: Drechmeria coniospora
Lineage: Eukaryota; Fungi; Ascomycota; Sordariomycetes; Hypocreales; Ophiocordycipitaceae
Product: SAM binding domain-containing protein containing protein
Exons: 2
Coding region: 1-1488 (495 amino acids)
Source: RefSeq, a predicted model, not a curated record
AUGCAUCCAAUCCACAUGCACGGAACCGACUCGCAUGGUCCGUCCCGGCAAAAUUUUCCUCCUCCAUUGCCCUCGACCUCGACCUCGACCUCAACGAAGACCUCGACCUCAAGCUCGCAUCCGUCCCACGCUCGCGUCGGCCGGCAGCUUGAUGCGCAUGCUGCCCUCGACCUUGAUGCCAGACGCGGCAACGCCGGCUCGCCCCCCCCUCGCCCGCUCCGACGACCAGGGCUUUCGCGGAUGACGAUGCGGCCGACGAGUGACGAGUCAGUCUCGUCCGGCGCCACCUCCCUCUCGGCUCGAACGCGAUCCACGACACAUUCGGAAGCGUCCCCCGCGCGGCCCUUUGUCCUGCGCAACGGUCGAGCCUACCUCGGCGACGGCGGCGUCCAGUACCCUCUCCCGUUCGAUCUCGCGGAGCUGCACCGUCAGUCUCUGCGGACCCUGCUCCUCAUCCAGCUCUUCGGCGCGCCCGUGUGCUCGCCCACCUUCACCAAGCGUCCGCCGCAGCGGGUGCUGGAGAUUGGCUGCGGGUCUGCUUUCUGGAGCGUCAUGUGCCAUCGAUACUUUCGAGGCCGCGGCCACACGGGCAUAUCCUUCACGGGCCUCGACCUCGCGCCCCUGUCGGCGGCCUCGAACGCGGCCUCGGACGGCUCGGCGGCGCGGCCCGACAAGGACAUGCGGUGGACCUUUGUCCAUCACGACUUGCGCCAGUUCCCGUGGCCGCUGCCGAGCGGCGAGUACGACCUCGUCAUGGUCAAGGACAUGAGCCUUGCGACGACCAACGGCCAGAGCCAGCGCUUCGUCGACGAGUACAUCCGGCUGCUGCGACCGGGCGGCACCCUCGAGGUGUGGGAGUCGGACCAUCUCAUCCGCAUGCUCCGGCCGCACGUUCCCGGGCCGGCCCAGGCCUGCGAGGCCGACGAGCAGGAGGCGGCGCGUCGGCUCGGCGCCUACGUCAUGUCGGCCAACACGCCGCUGUCGACGCCGUUGAACCCCUACCUCGCCGAGUACAACGGCUGGCUCGGGCGGGCGCUCGAGGCCCGCGACCUCAGCGCCGUGCCCUGCACCCUCGUCGGGCCGGCGCUGCUGCAGGAGGCCGAGGCGCUCGUCGACGUCCGGUCGCGGCGCCUCGCCGUGCCUCUCAGCGACGUGCGGUGGGAGCGCCGGGGCGGCGAGGCCGCGACGGAUCGAAACGGCAAGCACGGGAAACGCGAGAUGACGGCGGCCAAGGGGAAAGCCGAGGCGGAGCAGAGGAUGCUCAGCGUCGGCCAGCAGGCGGUUCGGAGCACGGCGCUGCUGACGGUCGUCCAGCAGGUGCAAGCGCUCGAACCGCUGCUGCGCGAGGUCAGCGGCAAGAGCCAGGACGAAUGGGACGUCUGGCUCGGCAAGAUGAUGGCCGACCUCGUGAGCGACGGCGGGGCGAGCUGGGGCGAGUGUCUCGAGGUCGGCGCCUGGUGGGCGAGGAAGCGGUCCCAGGCUGCAUGA